UAAGUUAUCAUUCAGUCUUCAGUCUUCAUAUCGACAACAAUCAAAUCAAAUAAAUUCUUCAAAAUGAAAAGCUUCAUCUUCGUAUUUGCCCUCAUCGCUGCUGCUUCAUGUGAUGUCUCACAUGUCGUCCAAGGAGAUGGUUGGUUCAAGGAUGCUUCAGGAUAUCACUACACUGAACCAGCAGUUAAAUUCGAUGCCCCAGUACCAGAAGAGCCUUAUAUUGCCCCAGAAGAACCAGUCGUUGUCGUAGAGGAAUCAGUUGAGCCAAUUGCUCCAGCUGACGAACCAAUUCUUGUUGAACUUGAUGUUGCUGCCCCAGAGGAACCAAUUGUUGAAGAUGAUAUUGUUGAAGUUGUUGAUGAGUAUAUCCCACCAAGUGACUACUUGCCACCAAACAACAAUGAAUAUCUUCCACCAAAAUCAGAGGAAGCAAAGAAGAAGCGUCAAGUUCCAGUUCGCAAGGUUUAUCGUCGCUUUAUCCGAAGACAAUAAAUGUUCACAAUAGGAUAAAGUUUUAGAAUAAUGACAAAUUAAUGCUGUUAAUAGGAAAAAAGUUAUCCACUAGCAUAUAAACGAAUUUAAAAGAGGAACUGAGCUUUUUGUCAUUAAAAAUGGCAGUUCCGCUUUAUAUAAACAUGUGAUGUCUCUU
This is a messenger RNA of Chironomus riparius, 649 nucleotides long. The record is from the annotation of a GenBank genome assembly. NCBI's taxonomy places the organism in Eukaryota, Metazoa, Arthropoda, Insecta, Diptera, Chironomidae.